Molecule: messenger RNA, 1005 nt
Organism: Saxophila tyrrhenica
Lineage: Eukaryota; Fungi; Ascomycota; Dothideomycetes; Mycosphaerellales; Extremaceae
Exons: 3
Coding region: 1-1005 (334 amino acids)
Source: RefSeq, a predicted model, not a curated record
AUGCUCGGCCGCAAGGUGGGCAGCAGCCUCCCCCGGCUCCCCCUCUAUGCGCGUCUCCCCUUACGACCCUCGCCCUUCCAAUGCCAAUCCGAUGUCGUCCCUCGCUCAGCCAUAGUCCUCUCCACCCGCAGCUACGCGUCACCCGGCCGUCCGCGCAAGACUGUGGGCGAACCAUCCAAACCCGUCAAGCGAGCCGUCAAGCGAACAGCCAAAGCAAACGACGGUCCGGCAAAGAAGCAGGUCGAGGCGAAGAAGAAGACCGCAGCAGCCAAGAAGAAGAAGACCACGCCCAAGAAGCGGGCCCCGAAGGAGUUGACGGCGGAGCAGAAGGAAGCGAAGCAGGCCCGGCUCGACAAGGCCAAGAUCGCAGAGUUGAAGAAGGCCGCGUUGAAACCGCCGACGCGCAGGUCGGUAACGGCGUACAACGCCUUUUUCUCGGAGAAGAUGAAGGGGAUAGACGGCAAGUUGAUCGGUGGUCCCGAUCGGGCUGCCAAGAUGAGGGAUGUCAUGAGGCCGCUCGUGGAGGAGUACAGGUCGCUGUCUCCCGCUGAGCUUGAGCACUACAACCACCUCGCGCACAGCAAAACCGAAGCCAUCAACGCUGACUACAAGCGCUGGGUGGAAUCUCACACCCCUGAGCAGAUCCAGUUUGCCAAUCUCGCACGCAACAAUCUACGAAGAAGACUCGGCGACGCCGUAUUCCAGACGCAGAAAUACGGCCUGAUCCACGACGAGCGGCACGUCAAGCGUCCCGCCUCCUCGUUCGCCCAGUUCAACGUCAACCGCCAGGCUAGCGGCGAUUUCAAGAACAUCGCCUUCACGGAGCGGAUGAAGUUGAUUGCGCAGGAGUGGAAGGCGUUGAGUGAGAGCGAGAAGAAGGUGAUGAAGAAAUACAAGGACCUCGGAAGCCAAGAGAAGACCCGCUACGCGUCCGAAUACAAUGACGUCUACGGGCACUUGCCGCCUGGCGCCCACAGCCCCGCCACAGCAACAGCGGCUGCUUGA